Messenger RNA from Cololabis saira (Pacific saury), 3190 nucleotides. RefSeq names its product opioid binding protein/cell adhesion molecule-like (gene opcml). The record is from RefSeq and is a predicted model, not a curated record. Lineage: Eukaryota; Metazoa; Chordata; Actinopteri; Beloniformes; Belonidae. Gene Ontology annotation, cellular component: neuron projection. The transcript is spliced from 7 exons. Bases 429 to 1457 code for a protein of 342 amino acids.
GAAUUGAGGCUCGUGCUUUGAAGGCUCCCACAUUCCCAGCCGUACAGCAGGAGGACAGAGCUCAGAGGGAGACGGGGACAGAGGAGUCUGGCGCAGCUCUGCCUCAUUGUCCAUUUCACCGCGACUACAAUUAGAAGCAGGGGAGACUUCGCAUUUUUUUCUGAGAAAUACAGCGCUUCUUCUUCUUUCCAUCUCCUAAAGUCUCUCCCCGAGAGCGGCUGAGAAACGGAAUUACACUUGUUCUUCCCCACAAGAAGUGACACGGAGACUGUUUCAUAAGCAGCGUGUUUAUCUGGAGGGAAACUAGUUCACCCGCAGCUCCGGCAGCGUCUUGUUUGUGGAGCGGAAUUUGCGGCUGUCUGUCUGUCUGAGGAAUACAAUCCCCCUCGAUUGAAGUUACUCUGGAAGUUGCGCAGUGACGGGAAAACAUGGGAAUGUGCACCUAUGUGGCGCUGCCUGGGAAAAGGCUCGUCGUCCUCGGACUUAAAUUGUUAUUGCUUGUACCUGCAGGAGUUCCGGCCAGGAGCGGAGACUCGGUGGUGAAGGACAACAUCACCGUCAGACAGGGCGACAGCGCCGUCUUAAAAUGUAAUGUGGACAGUAAAGUCUCACGAGUGGCUUGGCUCAAUCGCACCACGAUUCUAUUUGCGGGCAAUGAGAAGUGGUCUCUGGAUCCUCGUGUCAUGAUGGAAAACACUGCAGCCACAGAGUACAGCAUCAAAAUCCAGAAUGUUGAUGUACACGAUGAGGGGCCCUACGUCUGCUCGAUCCUGACAAAUAAGAAACCAAAAUCCACAAAAGUGCAUCUUAUUGUUCAAGUACCUGCCAGGAUCACUAAUAUAUCGAAGGACAUCACAGUGAAUGAGGGCAGCAACGUCAAUCUUAUGUGCCUGGCAGUCGGUCGACCUGAGGCCAACAUCAUAUGGAAGCAUCAUUCAGCGAGGGGCACCUAUAAAUUUGUGACGGAGGGGGAACAUCUGGAGCUGACAGGCGUCACCAAAGAGCAGUCAGGAUCAUAUGAAUGCGUGGCCUCUAAUGACAUCUCAAACCCUGAUGUCAGAACAGUGCAAGUCACUGUAAACUACCCUCCCUUAAUUUCAAAGGCAAGGAGUACGGGUACUCCAGUUGGUCAAAAGGGAGUGCUGCAGUGCGAAGCCUCCGCGGUCCCAAGGGCAGAUUUUGAGUGGUACAAAGAAGACCGCAGACUCCUCAAUGGACUAAAUGGGGUUAAGAUCGAGAAUCAAGGUAAACAGUCGCUGCUCAUCUUUUUUAAUGUCUCCGAAGAAGACUAUGGGAAUUACACUUGCGUUGCCAUGAACACGAUGGGAAUCACCAAUGCCAGUAUAAUCCUGUACGGUCCAGGUGCAAUACAUGAUGUGAAUGGGACAGCACCGUUUCCCCGUAGUUCCUUAUGCCUCCUGCUGACUGUAAUCGCACUCUGCCUGCUCAAGUUCUGAUGCAAACUGUGGUCCUCUUCUCGCUUCUCUCAGCAUUGUACAGCAAGAACUGACUACUAGUCAUAUAAGACGGAUGGGAAACUAAGAAUGCCACUGGUUCACUCUUUGUUUUCUUUCUAUUUUCCUUUUGGCUUCGCAUCAGAGUCUGUUCUCUGUUGGCUUGCCAAGAGUGAGAGGCGUUAGCCUGAAGAAGGAAAACAUUUUUAACCAUGCACUAAUAUGAUGGUAGAAUGAUAAAAUUUGUGUCCCCUGAGCUUUUUGUAUGUGAAAAGGGAAAAGGAAAAAAAUAUGUGUAUCUGUUGAUAGUUGACUGUUUAUUGCCCAAUAUUGAAGUGUAAAUUCAAAUUAUUACUAUUAUUGUGUCACAUUCUUGUUCAAUAUCUGUAUAAUAUCAGUUAAGCUUUUUUUUAAGUAAAUGACAAAAAACGAAAUAAUGCAAUGUGAUUGUGGAAUUUUACUGUAUUUUUACAGUUGUAUGCAAAACAGAAUUACUGGUCAGCAGUUCAGAAAUAUAAAGAAUACCUAAUUUCUCAGGCAAUGUCCUAUAGCAUAGUGCAUCCAAAUUUUUUAUCUUCAUCAUAGUGUGUGGAGACAAAUGUCUCCUGCAUUCACGUAUCAAACUGCAUCUUUGAAUCGCCUCAUCACAGUGUCACAGUCUAAAACCAGAUUUUCAGACUCAUUCAAGUGAAGUAUACUUUAAGACUAUAGCACGAGUGUUGAGACCCUUUUUUUUCUCGACAGUCACAAGCUGCUUCUGGACUGGCGUGACAUGUUUAAUAGUACUGAUGGGAUCUGAAAUGUGGUAGUGGAUAUUUUAAUUUGCAACUUUGUACUCAACUUACUUCUCAUUAACCACUCUAGUUAAAAAUAAGUAGUUUUAACUUUUUAAAAAAGUUCUUUUUUAAUUAGAAGGCUUUGGUUUCAUGCUGCAAGGAGUAAAAUGUAAUCUAGUGGUAAAUGAUUAAGUUUUACACAAAAUUUAUAAGGCUAAAUUUACAUUUAAAAUUCACAUUUAAUCUGGAGCCUUUCAGGCAGCGUCAGUGGUGCUCCCAGUUUUCUUCCUUUUGAGAAGUAGAGCUUUAUGCAGACUUUCUAUUUAAAGUUUGUUGGUUAGGGCUCAGCUGUAGUGGGCGCUGUGGGGCAGCUGUUCGAGUGAUAGCAGAAACAGAAUGGAGCAGGUGCCUCCACUCUGCUUAUCACCCUCUCAUUUAAAAACCACAGCAGCAGGAACCAGAGGGUAACCAGAUCCCAAAGCUGCUAUGCUUUACCUGCACAUUUCCAUAAGCUCUAAAAAGGGUCUUGUUAAUAAACAGAUUUGGAUAAACUUAUUAUGUCCUGCUGGCUAAGCAACCCUUAAUAGCAGUCGUUGGCAGCUGAAUUCUGCUGCAGAAUUGUACAGCAAGUGACUUUAUUUUUCACACGUGUUGUUUUCUUUCUUUCCUUUUGUUGUUGAUGUGCAACUAGAAAAUACAUGGUCGAGUGCUAAAUAUUGUUUGUAAAAUUUGAAUUAUUUCUCAAUUCCAUACACUCCCAAACCAUUAUGAACCUCUGUGUCAAUUUUGUUCUCAAAGCAUGUAAGAAAGUACGUUUUUCUGUUGACAAAGCCAUUCCUUUUAACACAUAUACAACUUUUGUUGACUUGCUAUGUGACGUUGAACAGUGUCAUCAUAAAUCUUUCCUGUCACCCUUUUUACUGUUACCCUUUACUUUACUUGACCCUUACUAUGUGUAUG